This is a messenger RNA of Lytechinus pictus (painted urchin), 2791 nucleotides long. Its product is annotated as translocon-associated protein subunit beta-like. Lineage: Eukaryota; Metazoa; Echinodermata; Echinoidea; Temnopleuroida; Toxopneustidae. The coding region runs from base 284 to 844 and encodes 186 amino acids. Gene Ontology annotation, cellular component: membrane; endoplasmic reticulum. The record is from RefSeq and is a predicted model, not a curated record. The transcript is spliced from 5 exons.
AUUCAGUAGAAUUUUGUUACUGAAUUGAGGAAGUGAAUUAGUCUUUCCAUUUAUCGUCCUGUCAAAUAUUAUUUCUUUACCAAUUUACACAUUUUAAAUUGAUUCUUAUAUCAAAAUUAUUAUUUAUACAUGGAUAUUUUUGAAAAAUAUAAAUAAUCAAUUUUUAUAAUAAAAUCAUCUUAUGUAUGUACGAAAAUUUCUUUACCUUAGCUGGAAAUUAAUUCUGACCAAUCAGAAAACGCCUUAGUGGCAUCUCUUGUGUUGCCGAUACUUGCACGUGAAGAUGAAAGCUGCAUUAUUUAUAGCAUUAGCCUGCCUUGUGGCCCUAUCUAGUGGUCAGGAUGGGGCUAAACUCCUGGCUUCAAAGACUAUCUUGAACCAAUGGUUAGUGGAAGGCAGGGACGUGACUGUGCUCUAUACCAUAUAUAAUGUUGGAAGCAGUGCUGCAUCCCAGGUUGUCCUCAAUGACGAGUCCUUUGCAGAGAGCGAUUUCAACGUUGUCAGUGGUCAGUUGAAGGUCCAGUGGGAUCGCAUCUCCCCAGCCAGCAACGUGACCCAUGCGGUCAUCCUUCAGCCUCUCAAAACCGGUCUUUACAAUGUCACUCAUGCUACCGUUACCUAUGUCCCAUCAGAAGGAUCAGAUGCUAGGACAUCAUAUACAAGUGCUCCAGGAAAGGCUGGUGUUGUAGCAGUAAAAGAUUAUGAUAGGAGAUUCUCUCCACAUUAUAUGGAUUGGGCUGCAUUUGCUGUUAUGACGAUCCCUCCCAUCGGCAUUCCAUUCCUUCUAUGGUUCAGAAGCAAGUCAAAAUAUGAGGCUCUUUCAUUUAAGACCAAGAAACAUUAACCAAUUAAGUCCAAAAAUAAAAUCCUUUAUUCUUUAUUUAAUUCUCAAUUCACUACCACAAAAUCAUGAUAAUUUGGUACAAAGAGAUUAUCAUUUUCUGUUUUUGAAUUCGUUUUGUAAAGCAAUAUUGUAUUUCGAUUGACCCAUCUUUCUUCUUAAUGAAGUAAGGUGGGUCUCUCUAUUAUGUUGCAGAUGAUAUCCUGACUUUGUGGUAGUGAACACGAAAGUAUGUUCAUUAGUAUAGUUAGAUAUAAAAAAGAAUGGAUCAGUCACUGAAUGUGAAUUGCAAAGUGCACUAGUAACAACUAUUGCUAAACAUUCCAUUGGGGAAAAAGAUGUUCAUAAUGGCGCAGUCACGUUUCCCCCAUGGCAGCAGUAUGGUGAGUCGAAAACAGCCGUUUAAACAUUUCUUUUGUAAUAGCUACCUAUGGGUGGAAUAACAAUUAAUGAAACUGCUGUUUUCGACUCGCCGUACGGCUGUCUUGGAAAUGUGACUGAAGCAUUAUGGUGACAUUACAAAUCAUUGAUCGAUCUGUAUUUUCUAUAAGCAGUAUCAUGAGGACAAUUCAAACUGUUUGAUUUUAAGAUUCUGUCAUUAUAAUGCAUUAUCGAUCCUAACCAUUGAAAAGGAUUUUAGAAUGACACAUGCUGUAGAUAUAUUGAUGGAAAAUUCAUGGAUUAUGAAUCUCAAUCAUAAUAAGACAUAUCUUCAUUUAUAGUUAUUGUUAUUUCAGGGUUUUUUUUUUUUGUUCAUGAUAGAAAAUUUAUUUUAGUCCAAUUCGUCCAUGCAAAUCAUGUUAUGUUUUUAACAGUUACAAAUAUCAAACUUUGGGUCUUUUAGAUAGUGGUUACAUAUGGUUGUUUGAAUGUUCUCUUACUUUUCUCUCUGCAUAGAUGAUAGUUGAGGUCACAAAAUUUAUUUCUUCUCUUUUUUUGUCACUCAAUUCUAGAUUAUUUGAAGAUUUCAUGUCUCUUUCAUGUUUCAGAUAUGAGAAGUUAUAUAAUAUUUUCAUGUCUUUUUUUUCUUCAUAUUUCAGUUUAUAUUUCCUAAUCAAAGCAAUAAACACUGCUCAGCAAACAAAAGAUGAUAUCAACAUCUUGUUUGUUUUUAAUGGGUAAAUAUACAUUAGUGGAAACUGUUGGUGAAGGGUCAUCUAAACAUGUUUGUGUUUAAUAACUUUAAUUUUUAUAUUUUCUCUUGCCUUGCAUAUAUUCAAUACAUUAUUGUGUAGGUAAAUGGAAUUAAAUUUAGAGAACCAAGUUAUAAACAUUCAGUAUUAUAGAAAAGGGAUACUUGUAAUUAUGUUAAGUCUCUAAUCUAAUGUGGAACUUUCUAAUAAACAAUGUCUUCUGAUACCUCAUAUUCAAGAAAUGGAAAUUGAAAUUCCUUUAUUUGCCUUGCAGCCUUCCUUGAAUAUAAAACCAUAGAAAAAGUGGAGAUAUGAAAUUAUACAGUAUCAACUGGAAAUCUUUACGAUCACUUUAACAAAGUGUUUCAUUGCACCACUACAUAAGACAGAAAUACCAUCUGUUCUGGGGAUUUAUUUUUUUACCAAAACUUGACAUUUCUUGGCUUCUAUGCACACCGAUCAUUGGAGCCAGAUGUAGUCUCGGCAGAACAAAUAAUGAUGCACAAAUAAGAAAAUUAUGGUAAAGACUGUUGAUGACUGUAUUUUUAUUAAGUAGAAGAACAGUGGUAUGGUAAGUUUGGAGAAGAUACGUGAUGACUUGGAAAUUGAUAUGAAUGAAUUGUAAACCGGGAUGUCUUCAGAUGGGACUGCUGCCUGAUGAUAGCUAUGGCUUGUCAGUAUUGUAUAUGUUCAUUACGUAAAGUCAGGCUGUAUCAAAGUUUGUUUGUUCAUGUCUAUGUCAAUCUUUGAUUUAGUUCAAGGUAUUUGUGAAUUUAUUUUCAACGCAAAAACACUUUUAAACUCUCUUUAAAAUAAA